Messenger RNA from Alosa alosa (allis shad), 1277 nucleotides. Its product is annotated as ceramide-1-phosphate transfer protein. The record is from RefSeq and is a predicted model, not a curated record. Bases 212 to 862 code for a protein of 216 amino acids. NCBI's taxonomy places the organism in Eukaryota, Metazoa, Chordata, Actinopteri, Clupeiformes, Clupeidae. Gene Ontology annotation, molecular function: ceramide 1-phosphate binding; ceramide 1-phosphate transfer activity. The transcript is spliced from 2 exons. Gene Ontology annotation, biological process: ceramide transport; intermembrane lipid transfer. Gene Ontology annotation, cellular component: cytoplasm; membrane; cytosol.
UAACCAACCAUUCCGUAUGUUCCGGUAUGUUCAGUGUUUGCCAUCCUGUAGGGUUGCUUAGAAAUGCAUCAAAAUAAUCUUGACUUUCCCCUAGAAAUCUGAUUAUUUGAGCAGGGACGUUCAAUUUAAAUGUCUCCUCAUUCUCUAGACAUUUACUAAACACUGUCCUCUCAAAUUGUCUCUGACAUCAGCAGUUCUGAAUCGCGAGAAGAUGGCAAACUCUGUUGAAGAGCAGAAAUUCAGCCUAAAGGAAGUACUGGACACUUUUAGUUUAUGCCUCUCAGAAAAUAAGGAGGUAUACAUCGAACAUUACGUGGAAGGAUGGCGUGGUCUCGUUAGGUUUAUGAAUAGUCUUGGAAGUGUUUUUUCCUUCAUCUCCAAGGAUGCUGUCAACAAAAUUGAAAUUCUUGCAAAAUUCUUUAAUGGUGAGAAUGGGACACAUUAUAGCACUAUCCAGUCCAUGGUGAAAUAUGAGCUAGAUAAUGGACUAGUUGAUCUCGCCAAACGUGACAAAUACCCAGAGUCCGGCUGCCGAACCCUCCUAAGGCUGCACCGCGCUCUCCGCUGGCUGGAGCUCUUUCUGGAACGCCUGAGGACCAGCAGUGAGGACUGUAAGACCUCUGUGAUGUGCUCAGAGGCCUACAAUGAGUCCCUAGCUCAGCAUCAUGCUUGGAUCAUCCGCAAAGCUGCUGGCAUGGCGUUCUGUGUCCUCCCUGGACGCCCAACAUUUUUUGAAGUGAUGAAUGUUGGUACAUCGGAACAAGUAGUUUCCAUGUUGGGGGAUGCCCUGCCCCUCAUUUCUGAAGUGUACGACAUUACAGAGAAACUGUAUGCCCAACACGAGCUUUUACAGUUGCCAUAGAGAUAAUCUAUGAGACACUUUGCAUAGAGUUUGUGGGGACCCCUACUGUCUGCAGUAGACAUAAACAUCUUUUAAAUCAAUCUGAUUUCUGAAUUUCCUUUUUAUCCUGGAAUGGGCAUUAAUAUAGAUAUAGAUAAUAUUCUUGAAUUUCCCCUUGGGGAAUAUUGAAUAUAAAGGCAGACUACAGACUACAUUGUUUUAACAUUACAUUCACUACAUUAAAUUAUAUGUCUGAUAACUCUAUAUGAUUAAAAAGGGACAGUACGGGUAGUAAUGAGUCUACAACUAUGUCAUGGAUGUUUUAGUUAGUUUUUGUAUCUAUGUUUCUUGGUUAUGGAUGUGUUUAUAAUCACGAGUAGCCAAGAUUUCAUGGUCACUAAAUGUCCAUGUUAAAUAAACCUCUGAGAGAACUGGA